Messenger RNA from Cadophora gregata, 2333 nucleotides. RefSeq lists its product as uncharacterized. Lineage: Eukaryota; Fungi; Ascomycota; Leotiomycetes; Helotiales; Ploettnerulaceae. The record is from RefSeq and is a predicted model, not a curated record. The coding region runs from base 927 to 2333 and encodes 468 amino acids. The transcript has a single exon.
UCUGGCCUUUGGUCGGGAAGCAAUCUUUCAUAUGCAUGAUUUCUUUCAUUCGAUACAUACACCAAUUACUGUCCAUGGACCUACUUCUGACCUACAUCAACGCAUCUAGCUAAUGUACCUUCGUUUUCUCCUGCCUACUGGCUGUACCAGUGCAAUGCACGAAUUCGUCUAUUCCACCCAAUGAGUCUGAGUUCUUUGCAAAAGUCAAAGGACAUGACGUCUAGUCUUGCAUCUUGACCUACAACCUUUCGCCUUGGAGACUUUGACAGCUGGCCACUGGACUCCUGGAAUCGGAGACGCCUUCUGAACGCUGCGAGUGUCACAUAUAUAUAUGCGCUAUCAUCUCCAACUACCAACGACAGCGCCAAUUGCACCAACAUACAUAUCUUAAUUUCCGACUUCUCCGUUUUCAGUCACAUUCUCCUGGGGGCUGAGCUGGACUGCCUGCAUCGAGCAUUCACGUCACACAGCAUAACACUCCACAUUCUGAUAUACGCCGGCGUUCUUAUUACCAGACGACUAACAACAAUCGAGUUUGGAGACCACUGUCGUUUGAUGCAGCAUACAUUCACACGCUCCCAAUUCACAAGAAGGCACCCGCAAGUACGAGGACUGGACCUGGACUCCGACCCAGUCAAACGGCAUCGGAUCUGCCUCCCCUGGUCCAGGCACUUCCUGUUUCCACACACUUGCUUCCCGCUUCCGAGGGUUCCAGUUUGAUCUUCCUACCUGUUGGUUUUCCCGGGUUUUCUCGCUCGCUACCGCCAGACAAGCCGUGGGGUCCGUUCAUUCGUCCGUCCAUCCACUCCACUCCUUCGGCAUUCGUCUUAUCUGACAACUGACAACGCCUCCAACAACGGCGUGCGUCGGAAAGGAGUACAAGGCAACGGUAUCGAAGGAGGGCUAUAUCACCGUACUUGCAUUACAUGACAGCUAUACGGGAGCAUCGAUUGCGACGCCGCCGCAUCAUGGCCAUGUCUUGCCCCUCCCCAAGAGCAGGAGCACGAGUAGCAUUAAUACCGCCCCGCCAUUCGCCCUGCCAUUCGGCCGCACAGUCACAUUCCCAUUCGCAGUCGCAGCGCCGGAUGCCCAUGAUGUACACCCUGCCCAUUCAGCGGCUGAAGGAGAUUGCGAGCCAUGUCGUCCCCGGCGCGGUUCUCGGGACGGUAAAGGAGAUCAGAUCGACGCAGUUGCCGAGACUAUAUCUCCUCAAGAUGAGUGAUGGUCGUCCGCUGCUGCUCUCUAUCACUCCUAGACUUUCGAUCCGUUUGUUGAGGCACGAAUCCACCAUUAUGGCGUCUGAAGCGAGUCUUGUGUAUUUUCUUGCUCAGACGACGAGGCGGCCAGUAUCCCCAUCACCACCAGCAUCGCGAGCUUCUUCUCAUGAUGAUGAUGAUGAUGAUGAUGAUGAUGAAGAAGAAUUUUGUUCAAAAUCCUUACAAUUAUCAGGGCUGGUCCCGAAAAUUCUCCAGCAUUCCUCGAAUAGGAAGGAGACGCCAUAUCCAUACAGCAUUCUCGAGCCAACGAGGGGAACACCCAUUUCAUUGCUAGCUCCACCACUCAGUGUUACCAGCCGGCUCUCAAUUGACAAACAAGUUGGCUCCUUUGUUCGAACGCUUGCUUCGAUAAAGUCACCCAAUGGAAAUUUUGGGAUGGCGAAUCGGGUACUUCCCGACCCACCAAGCAUCAAACAGUCAUCGACGAUGCCGAAACUCGUGGGCUCAGAGACGUGGUCCGAAGCUUUCAACACCCUACUCGAAGCUAUUUUGAGGGAUGGAGAAGAUAUGUCUGUUCUGCUGCCGUACGAAACCAUUCGUGCCCACUACAGACGACUCUCGUGGAGACUAGACGCGGUCAAAUUGCCAAGGCUUAUUAUCAUCAACGUCAACCAAGCGAAUGUGAUGGUGGAACGGACGAUCGAAGCAGACGAAUUAGACGGGCCAAUUGAAGAAGUCACAUUGACAGGACUUCGGAACUGGAGUCAAGGUGUAUUUGGAGAUCCCUUGGUAUCAAGUUGUUUCGAAAGCCCAAGCGAGGAGUUUCUUGAAGGUUGGAUCGAAGGUGGUGACGAAGUGAUCGAGGACGAAGAGAACAAAGAGGGCAGAUUGCUGCUAUACCAGUGCUACAGAGCCAUUGUAGCUAUCGUGACGGAAUACUACAGGCCGCAGAGCGACAGUAGUAAGCGGGAGCUGGAAGGCAGAAGGAAAUUGACGAGUGCAUUGAAAGAGCUUGACGAACUAUUUAACGACGAAGACGAAGCCAUAAAACGGGUACGGAGCAUGUCGAUGGAUAUCUUGAGUGCUGCGAAAAGGCAGAAACUUGAUGAGAAAUAG